Colletotrichum lupini is the source of this 924-nucleotide messenger RNA. RefSeq lists its product as uncharacterized. The record is from RefSeq and is a predicted model, not a curated record. Lineage: Eukaryota; Fungi; Ascomycota; Sordariomycetes; Glomerellales; Glomerellaceae. The transcript is spliced from 8 exons. Bases 1 to 924 code for a protein of 307 amino acids.
AUGACAGCCUUUCUAAUGGGAUUAUGGACUAUCGUAGACAAUAUGUCGUACAAGUGGCACCUAGAAUAUGCGAUGGAAUUUGCACCGCAGUGCGGAAGAGCUUUCCAUGAUGAAAGUAGUUCUUUCUUGCCGUGCCAUGGGCGCAUCUCCUCCUUCACUCUCUCCUUCAUCGCUGAAAGCAAAAAGUACCAAAGCAAGUACGGACACUCCAUGGCUGUUAUAACCUACCGAUGCUUUCGAGAUUUUCCUCUCCAACACCGGACUUCCAUCUACAUGACCAACACCCGUGUCGAUGGUCAAACUAUCAAGCCGACGUGGUCAAUUUGCGACUCGGAGGUUGGCGAGGCGUUUGGAAGAAAACUGAAGCAAAGGAACUCAUCGAAUUAUUCAAUCGUGGCCAUAUCCGCCAUCUCGUCGCAGCCCUUCCGCGCAUCGACAAUACUUGACGAAGACGCUGCUGAAACCCACUCAGCGUCGAUGAUCAUGGCGAACAGACUUCUCAGUGCCGGAUACGCUCACGUCUUUGACAAGCGCCGAAGACGCCUCAAUCCUACAUGUGGGCGAACCCAGGAUGGUCCUAGACCUGCUCGAGCUUCAGAGUUCGCAGAGGCCUUUACGCUCUUCCCAUCGCGCGUAGGCUACAAGAUCAACUUCGCCUACGAUGUAGAUGCUACGAGCAGCUCCCGAGACGAAACUCUCGACACAAAUUUCGCCAUGCAGAACGGCUGGUCCAAGUACCCUUCAAACCGUCAUUCCGCUCCAGGGCAUGGUUGCCAAAGCGACAUAUCUCAGAUGGACCCCAAACUCGGCAUCGCGGAUCCCCUCCAACGGUAUCCAAUGCCUUUCCCCACACUCGUCCUUGACCAAACCACGCCAGAUCAUGUCUCGUUGCCGCGACCCAAUAAGACGUCGCAAGGCAUCUAG